Rhodotorula graminis WP1 is the source of this 880-nucleotide messenger RNA. RefSeq lists its product as uncharacterized. Gene Ontology annotation, molecular function: protein-N-terminal glutamine amidohydrolase activity; protein-N-terminal asparagine amidohydrolase activity. The coding region runs from base 1 to 792 and encodes 263 amino acids. Gene Ontology annotation, biological process: protein catabolic process. The transcript is spliced from 4 exons. The record is from RefSeq and is a predicted model, not a curated record. Lineage: Eukaryota; Fungi; Basidiomycota; Microbotryomycetes; Sporidiobolales; Sporidiobolaceae.
AUGGCCUUCACCGGGUACUGCUUCGAGUCGCGUGAGGACAUCGCGCCCUUCGUCGAAGAUGCUGAGACGGGCGACACCAAGGCUUGGGCAGCACAGACCGCGCAACGGCUCAACUGCUACGUCCUCGUCGGCGUCCCGACUGUGGCGCCCAACCACCCGUCUUCCUCCACCUCGUCGAACCCGCCGUACCACAACUCGCUCCUCGUCGUCUCCCCUUCUGGCGCCCUCGCCGGCGUCUACCACAAGCACCACCUCUACGGCACGCUCACCAAUGACGCCGCCGACUACCUGUGGGCCACCGCCGGCGACGCAUUUGUCGCGCUCGACCUCCCCUUCCCGUCCUCGUCGCCUUCCUCGCCGCACGGCAGCUUCCGCCUCGUUCCCGGCAUCUGCAUGGACCUCAACGAGCGCGACUUUGCGCCGACGAGCGAGAACGCGCUCGCGACUUUUGCGCGUGACGAGCGGGCCGACGUGCUCGUCGUCGCGAUGAGCUGGCUCGACUCGGAACCGCCGAUCGAGGACGAGCACGAGGGAGCCGAGGAGACGGGGGACGAGUGGGACGACGUGCGGGACGUCAUCUCGUACUGGGUCGUGCGGUGUAUGCCGAUGCUGGGCAGUGGGGCGGCGCUCGUCGCGGCGAACCGGGUCGGGCGAGAAGGCGACACCGUCUUUACCGGCUCAUCGUGCGCUGUUGAGCUCGGCGACCGGCCAGCAGUGGCGCAGUACGCCAACAAGCGCGGCGAGGCCGUCAUCCUUGCCGAGCUGUCGCUUCCUGAGCGGGGCGAGGACUAGACGGACGUGAGGGGGAAACUGCUAUUUCAACUUGUUGCUGUACUAUCUACGAGAUGCGCACGAUGAUCUUGCCCGUGUUCUUGGCCUG